GAACCGACGGAUGGCGAAAACAAAAUGAUCGUCUUUUAGGUAUUCACAUUUCGCAUUUGAAAUCUCCGCUGGACAAUUCAGAACUCCUCCUUGUGAAACCCAGGGCGUAGAUUUUGAUACUGAAUUUUGCUGGUGAUGAUGGUUCUGAUCAUCCCCCUCAUCUCAGAAGCAGAUGUUAAGGUGGUAAAGCUUGGGUAUACGCUUAAGAUUCAUCAUUCGAAUUCGUCUACAUCACAAGUUCCCCUUCAGAAAAACAAAAGUAUGGCAGAUUGGUAAUGAAGGGGCUGGUUGUGGGGAUUCAGCCUUUGUUCAUAAAUGAAAUAGAACUGAAUAUGAAUGAAAUAGAUUGAAAUGAAAACAUGUGAUCUAAUUGGUAUUGUCUGGGUGGGAUUCAUUGUUCGCUUUCUCGAAGGAAGCAGCAUGAGGUACCAUGUAUUACAGUCUAUGCAAUGAAUAUGUUUAUAAUCUUGCGUGUGAGUCCAAAGUAUUUGUUGACUGGCAGGUAGCUAGGUUUCAAUAUCUGUCUAGUUUUGUCAGUUACAGACUACUCAUAUAUACAAAAUAGAAAAUUUUCUGGAACAAUGAUUAGCUUCAUCAUUUUCAUUUAUCGUCCACAGAACAAUGUAAAUGUGAGUAAAACUGUGUCAAAAUCUGAAAGCUAAUGGUAGUUCAAAUUCCAUAGUUGAAUUCGUCAUAAUUCAAAACUUGUGCGCUUCAAUAUUGAUGUUCUAGAAAUCCAAAAUACCGAGCUUACUUAUUUUUGAUCUAUUUUUUUGAAUAGAAAGAAUGGUGAGUCAUAUUCUUAUUUACUUGAUAUCCAAAACUUAUUUUAGAAAUAUUAGCCCUUGAAUUGGUUUUGAGUGCGUGAAAAUCUAAGAAGUCUUUAGACAUUAUAUAUGUUUCGUUAGAAAGAAUGGUGAGUCAUAUUCAUCAAUUUUUCUUUGUAUGUUGUUCUUUUAUAUUGUCUAAUUUCAGAAAAGCACAAGUUUGAAUGGGUAAAGAAGUUACGAAAGAGGGGUCUCUUUUAUUAUCUCCUAUAUUUAUGUCUGGUAAUCUCAAUUUUGCUGGGAAAACACGUACGAACCAUGUUUCCCCUGCAGCAAUGUUCCUCAUACUAUGAGUAUAACCUUUCAUAUAUUCUGAAAAUGAGGAACCAGUCUUCAUUUGUUUUCAUGGGCUUUAAUUGACAUGGUAUUAAAUACUGAUUAAGGGAAAUGAUGAGAUAAUAAAAACAAUUCUUUUUCUGUAUCUAGUUUCCUUAUUCGUUCCAAAAUUUUUUAACAACCACAUUCAAAGAACCGUAUUAAUGAGUGUGAAUCACCAAUCUUUCUAAAACAGUCUAUAUAAAUAUAAUAUCUAUAUAAGACAUCUUGUUAAUCUCAUUUCUUUCUUACACCUAGAUACUCUCUUUGUUGUUCUUUUAUUAUUUUGGUUUAAUUUUUUUACUGAGAAAUGGCAGAUAUAUCAGCCCUCAAGCAAAAACUGGCUGAUCUCCUUGCUCAAAACUUCAAGGAUGGUACACUGGGAAACCAGUAUAAAGUGUGUCAAAGUUUACGCAGCGACGAUGACGCUUGGUUUAUUGUUAUUGCACUAGAACUGUUCUGUACCGAAACGGAAAAGAGAUUUAGAGAAAUUAACGAGAAACACAUGAAACCUUACAUGGAUAUACCUGCAAUCGCAAUCUAUGUUGAAACUAUAAAAAGUAGCAGCUUAUGUAUGGGGUCCGAUAAGUUAACUCAGGCUUGUUGUGAAUAUAUGCAAAGUAGCUGUGCGAACCACAUAGUAGGCUGUCACAAGGCAAUGAUGAAGCUAACCUGUGAGUUUAAUCGCACAAAAGAUGUAUUUCAGAAAAUUAUUGAGCUAGAGCGGGAGAUCAACAUUUUGUCUGGAGUGGGACCGCAACCAGCACCACCAAAUUACAACUGUUUGACUGGGGAGGAAGUGCCAAUAGCACCACCUACUUACAACGCUGUGACUAGAGCUGAAGUGCCACCAACGCCACCAGAGCAGAACUCCGUGACUGGAGCAAUAGCGGUACCAGUGACACCAACUUACAACUUUUUGACUGGAACAGGAGCGCCAUCAUCGCCACCAAGUCGCAACUCUUUCACAGGAGCAGGAGUUACACCAGCGCCCCCACCAAUUCGCUACUUUUUAACUGGAACGAGAGCGCCACCAUCGCCACCAACUCACAACUCUUCCACCGGAGCAGGAGUUACACCAGUGCCACCACCAACUCGCAAUUUUUUGACUGGAGCGAGAGUGCCACCAGUUAUACCAACUGACAACUAUGGAGAUGCACCAGCACCACCAACUCACAACUCCUUGACUGGAGGAAGAGCGAUGCCAGCGCCACCAACUCACAACUCUUUGACUGGAGCAAGGGCAACACCAGCGCCACCAAAGCACAACUCUAUGACUGGAGCGGGAGCCCCACCUCUGCCAACUCACAACUCUUCGACUGGAACACCACUAGCCCCACCCACGCCACCAACUGACAACUCUUGGGCUGGAGCGCCACCAGCCCCAGCAGCGCCACCAACUUACAACUUUUUGAGUACCAAAAAGAGAGCGAGAGCACCACCAGCUUAGACGCAUUUUUCAUCAAUCUUCUUGCAAGCCCAUUGUUUCCGUACUUGUGAUCUCGUAUCUUGAGGUCUUACUGUCUGCUCUUUACACUUACAACGGUGCACAAUCUUCCCAUCAAUAAUACAAUCUUCCGUUAUUGAAGAAAA
Messenger RNA from Papaver somniferum (opium poppy), 2735 nucleotides. Its product is annotated as formin-2-like. The record is from RefSeq and is a predicted model, not a curated record. The transcript has 8 exons. The coding region runs from base 1453 to 2592 and encodes 379 amino acids. Gene Ontology annotation, molecular function: protein histidine kinase binding; histidine phosphotransfer kinase activity. Gene Ontology annotation, biological process: phosphorelay signal transduction system; cytokinin-activated signaling pathway; phosphorylation. Lineage: Eukaryota; Viridiplantae; Streptophyta; Magnoliopsida; Ranunculales; Papaveraceae. Gene Ontology annotation, cellular component: cytoplasm; nucleus.